AUGCACAUUCACUGGGCCCGGCUCUUUGCCCGAACAACUUUUAUGACUUCGGUUCGACCUGAAGCUCGCGCUGUCUCAACAUACACCGAAAAGGCUGUUACUGCGAUUCAAAGAUUAAACGACGACUUCUACAACUCUGCUACUGGUGUAUGGGACAAUGCUUGGUGGAGUAGCGCGAACAUCGUCACAAUUCUUAGCGAUUUUGCCACUUUAAAUCUCGAGGACAGCAACAAACUCAAUGUCGGAGGUAUCCUCGCUACAACAUACACCAACGCCCAAAAAACAACCAUCCACAGUAUGAAGACCAUGACCAACGGCCUCGUCAGUUCCUCCUACUGUAUAGACGCAAGCUCCGGUUGCAUGAUGAAGCGAGCAUUCAUCGGAAAGCGAGGCUUCGACAACUUUCUCAACGAGUUCUACGACGAUGAAGGAUGGUGGGCUCUGGCAUGGAUCAGAGCCUCAGAUGCUACUGGAGACGAGCAAUACCUUGAGGCUGCCAUUGACAUCUUCAACGAUAUGCAGACUGGAACUGGCACAUCUUGUGGUGGCAUAAGGUGGAAGAAGGAGGGCGAGGAGGGAUCGGGCUAUGUCAAUGCGAUUGCAAACGAACUCUAUCUCGCAACUGCUGCUUCUUUGGCACGACGUGUUCCCGGCAACAGCACAUACCUGGAUAUCGCCAAGAAGCAGUGGAACUGGUUCUCCGACAGUGGCCUCAUUAACGAAAAGGGCCUAAUCAAUGAUGGACUGACCAGCGACUGCAAGAACAACGGCCUACAGACCUGGAGUUACAAUCAGGGUGUUAUCCUGGGUGGGCUGGUUGAGCUCGCGCUGGCCACCGGCGACAAUGCAUACACCGAAAAGGCUCACAAGAUUGCCUAUGCGGCUAUCAAGGAGCUUAGCAACGACGAUGGAAUUCUCAUUGAGACUGACGACUGUGAGCUCAAGGAUGGUCACUGUGGUGUAGACGGACAGCAGUUCAAGGGUAUCUUUGUCAGAAACCUCCGAUAUCUUCACGCUGUUUCACCCAAGCGCCUGUAUCGUCGCUUCAUCACCAAGAACGCCAUAUCGAUCUGGAGGCAUGCGCGCGACGACGAGAAUAGAUUGGGAGUUUCCUGGACCGGGCCUUACGUCGAGGCCACCGGUCCUUCACACAGCAGCGCUCUGGACGCUAUUGUAGCAGCGAUUGCUGUUUCUUGA
Messenger RNA from Fusarium sp. VM40, 1197 nucleotides. NCBI's taxonomy places the organism in Eukaryota, Fungi, Ascomycota, Sordariomycetes, Hypocreales, Nectriaceae. The record is from the annotation of a GenBank genome assembly.